This is a messenger RNA of Chrysochloris asiatica (Cape golden mole), 1812 nucleotides long. RefSeq names its product lysine-specific demethylase 4D-like. Gene Ontology annotation, cellular component: nucleus. Lineage: Eukaryota; Metazoa; Chordata; Mammalia; Afrosoricida; Chrysochloridae. The record is from RefSeq and is a predicted model, not a curated record. The transcript has a single exon. Gene Ontology annotation, molecular function: histone H3K9 demethylase activity. Gene Ontology annotation, biological process: chromatin remodeling. Bases 1 to 1812 code for a protein of 603 amino acids.
AUGAGUGUUGAAUGCUAUCGUACCAAGAACCCACUUUGUACAAUCAUGACAUUCCAACCAACCAUGGAUGAAUUUAAAGAUUUUAACAAAUACAUUGCUUUCAUAGAGUCCCAAGGUGCACACCGAGCAGGCCUGGCUAAGAUAAUUCCACCCAAAGAGUGGAAAGCCAGACAGAACUAUGACAAUAUCAGUGACAUUCUAAUAGCCACGCCCCUGCAACAGGUGGCCUCAGGGCGGGCAGGUGUCUUUACUCAAUACCAUAAAAAGAAGAAAGCCAUGACAAUGGAGGAAUUCCACCGCUUGUCUAAAAGUUACAAAUACUGCACUCCAUCACACUCAGAUUUUGAAGAUUUGGAGCGAAAAUACUGGAAGACUCGCCUCUAUAAUGCCCCGAUCUAUGGGGCCGACAUCAGCGGCUCCUUGUUCGAUGACCACACCGAACACUGGAACCUCGGAAACCUGGGAACAAUUCAGGACCUGCUGGAGCAGGAAUGUGGAGUCAUCAUCGAAGGAGUCAACACGCCUUACCUGUACUUUGGUAUGUGGAAGACCACCUUCGCCUGGCACACAGAGGACAUGGAUCUCUACAGCAUUAACUACCUGCACUUCGGGGAGCCCAAAACGUGGUACGCGGUGCCCCCAGAGCAUGGCAGACGUCUGGAGCGCCUGGCCAGGGACCUUUUCCCUGGCAGUUCUCGGGGCUGCAAGGCCUUCCUGAGGCACAAGGUGGCUCUCAUUUCACCCAGCAUCCUGAGGAAGAAUGGCAUCCCCUUCAGUCGGAUCACCCAGGAGGCUGGCGAGUUCAUGGUGACUUUCCCCUAUGGCUACCACACUGGCUUCAAUCACGGCUUCAACUGUGCGGAAGCCAUCAAUUUUGCCACCCCGCGUUGGGUAGAUUAUGGCAAACUGGCAUCUCAGUGCAGCUGCGGGGAGGCCAGGGUCAUGUUUUCCAUGGAUGCUUUCGUGCGCAUUCUGCAACCUGAGCGCUAUGAGCUGUGGAAACAGGGGCAGGACCGGGCCGCUGUGGACCACACGAAGCCCACGGCACUGACCAGCCAGGAGCUGACCGUCAGAGUGAAGACCCGGGCACUUGCGAAAGCCGCACGGGGCCUUCAGCACCUCCAGCCCCGUAGGGCUCCUAGCCUUCCUAAUGGACUAGUCCGUAGUGGUGGGCCGGGCUCCAGUGCCCUUGUGUGCCCUACAUCCCCGGGUCCCUCCUCAGACCCUGGUGCUGAUGUGCAGCCUGAAAUUGAUGCCCAAUCCACCUGCAGCCCUGGCGGUAGUCCACAGGGGUCCUGCAAUCUUGUGAGUCCUAUACCCAAGUGCUCCUUCUCGAACCAUGUUGCUCCUGUUCAUCCCAAAGCUGCAGCCUCCUCCUCAUUCCACAAACUCCAGGAAAUUGGCCCUACCCUGCCACCGACCCAGAGUCUGUUAGCCCUGAUUCUCCAGAACGGACCUGACAAAAGGCAUCAUGGUCGACGACCACGUGAAUAUGAAGCCCCAGAAAAGACUGCCCAGGCCAAGGCAAAGAGGCACAGAGCACACAAAGCUCUGGGCCCCAAGGACCCUGCUAAAGCUUCUGGGUGCCACUGUUCAAUUUAUCUUCAACCCUUGGGGCCCCCACUGGAUCCUGAUUCUCCGAUGCACCCUGGCCCGUGCCUGCUGUCACUGGACAACAUUAGUGUGGAUAUCCCUGACCUUCUUCCACCUUUUAUGAGAAAUUUCUCCAGUGACGCUGCUGUGAAUUGCAUGACUCCUGGAGGCCUGAUUAAAGUGAUUGCCCAGGACCACUCAUAUGCAUCUACUGACUGA